AUCCUUUUCCAAACUAAAAAACAAAACCAACGCCUCCCCGCCUAAACCCUUUAGCUAAUAAACAAAACCUUUUUUUCAAUUAACCCUUUUCCGCUUCUGCUCGAGCUCAAAUUCGGCGACCGGCAGUCCGAAUCGCCGGCGGCUACUGGAUUGAAGCUCUACUUCAACUGAUAUUCCCAACUACGCCGCUCCUGCUCCUGCUCCUGCUCGGCCACCCUCUGUUCGCUGAUACUCACAUACAAACCCUAAUUCCCUAAUUCUCUCUUUCUAUAUAUUCACAUUAACACCAUUACACUUUUUUUUGGAUUGCUAGAAGCGGAAUUGGAUAAUGGAUAAGAGGACGUCUCGUAAGGAAAUUAGAAAAGAAGCUCGGUCGGCUAAAAAGCAGAAGAAGUUUGAUUCAUGGCUCCAACAUCAACAAACACAAAAAAUGCGGAGAUCAUUGCCAAAUUUAAAAUCAACACAGGCAAUCCAGUCACGGAAGAAUAGCCAAGCUCAAAGACAUGAACAUCUUCCUUCCUUAAAUUCCAGCGUUCGAGUUAAGAAAGACUUAGAAACUUUUCCACGGGUAGAUGCUUCUAAAGUGGAAAAUAGGAGCUUGAAAAGGACAGAAGGCUCAAAUAGAAAAGCAAAGACCUCUAUGGAGUCCAGUGUUGACUUGCAGGCAUCUCCACGGUUGGAAUCUUCUAAGGUGGAAAAUAGGAGUUUGAAAAGAAAGGAUGCCUCAAAUAAAAAUUCAAAGACAAUAUUUAUGGAGUACCUUGAAAUGGAAAAGAAGGGAGAAGCUACCUCCGCAGACAUAGAUUUGAGAUUGGAGAGAAAACACGCUAAGAAACUCAAGGUGAAGAAUGAGAAAUUGCAAGGAGAUGAUGAUAUUGAUAUGUUACUUGAAGGAAGUGAAUCUUUGGAGGGUACUGAUAUUGACACUUCGCGCAAGAAACAGAUAAAGAAGUCGGUGGAUGAAGUUUUAAAUGGUAAAUUUGUUCCUGAGGAUGGGAAGUUUGAUCCUUCAUGUGUUAGCGAUGUUGAUCACGGAAACACAGAUUUACAGACCAAGCAAAAAGAGUCAAAGAAGAUGAAAAGAAAGAAAACGAAGUUUGAGGAGUAUCUUGAAACUGAAAUGCGUGGAAGGGUUAUUUCAGCAGAUGAUGAUCUGGCUUUGGAAAGAAAGCUUGCGAAGAAGCUCAAGGUGAAGGGAGGGAGAUUACAGGGGGGUGAUGAUGAAAUGAAUAUGUUAUUUGAGGGAAUAUCUUCAGUUCUAGAUUCUUGUGAGGAUGAAAAUAGACAACUUGCUGGAGAAGUGUCUCCAAGGAGUGAUAAGAGCUCCUCAAAUAAAAGAUAUAAAGAGAAAAAAUAUAAUAAAGAAGCACAAGGAGAAGAUCAAGAACAGGAGGGAGAGCAGAAAGCUGAGAGCACUCUAUGCUGUACAGAUGCGAAGGCAACAGCUGGAGAAGUUUUAUCUGCUGGAUCCGCUGCCAAAGGAAAUGGAAAAUACGUUGCUCCACACCUGAGGUCACACCUCAGAAGUGAAUCAGAAGAGCAUGCUCAAAUUCGUCGACGACUAAGAGGUCUUCUGAAUAGGAUGUCCGAGGCUAAUGUUGAAUCGAUCACUAGUGAAAUUUCCACGAUCUACCAGUCUGUUGGUCGAACUUUUGGUUCUCAGAUUAUCAGUGAAGAGGUUUUGGCAUCAUGUUCUAGAGGUCCUCGUGGCAAUGAACAGUAUGCAGCAGUUUUUGCUGCUUUUGUUGCUGGCAUGACAUGUUUGGUUGGGAUGGAUUUUGGCGCAAAACUUCUGGCAUCUCUGGCUAAAUGUUUUGAGGAUGAGUAUCUGAAUGAAGAUAACCUGUCUGUUAGGAACCUGAUGCUUCUGCUCUCGUACUUGUACACUUUUGGAGUUUGCUUAAGUGACUUGAUAUAUGAUUUCCUGGUGACGUUGAGCAAUAGAUUGACAGAAGUGGAUGUUUCUACCAUAUUGACAGUCCUACAAGCUUGUGGGAUGAAAUUGAGAGGUGAUGAUCCCGUUGGCAUGAAGAACUUUAUAGUUAGCGUUCAGAAUAGGGUGAAUGAAUUGAAAGCUUCAUCUGGAGAAGGGCAAUCAAACACUAUCGGAAAAAGGAUGGAGUUCAUGCUUGAGAUGAUAUGUGAUAUCAAAAACAAUAAAAAAAGGACCAAGGAGGAUACCUUGCAGCUUACCCGAAUAAAGAAAUGGCUACAAAAGCUUAGAAUAGAUGAUAUAUUGAUUCGUGGAUUGAAGUGGAGCAAGCUUCUUGAUCCUUACAAGAGAGGCCAAUGGUGGAUAGCUGGGAAUAUUGAUUCCACAACAACUGAUAUUCAAGAUGUUGCCAACACAAUUGACUUGGAGGUCACUGAGGCUCAAAAGAUGCUCCAGCUUGCCGCUGCUCAGAGGAUGAACACUGAUGCAAGAAGGGCAAUAUUCUGCGUAAUAAUGAGUGGGGAGGACUAUAUUGAUGCAUUUGAGAAACUUCUAAGAUUGGAUUUGUCAGGCAAGCAGGAUAGGGAAAUCAUGAGAGUUUUGGUAGAAUGCUGUUUACAGGAGAAAGCUUUUAACAAGUACUAUUGUGCUCUAGCUUCCAAGUUAUGCAGCCAUGACAAAAACCAUAAGUUCACUCUGCAGUACUGCCUCUGGGAUCAUUUCAAGGAGCUCGACUCGAUGCAGCU
Molecule: messenger RNA, 2679 nt
Organism: Nicotiana tabacum (common tobacco)
Lineage: Eukaryota; Viridiplantae; Streptophyta; Magnoliopsida; Solanales; Solanaceae
Source: RefSeq, a predicted model, not a curated record